Molecule: messenger RNA, 5243 nt
Organism: Monascus purpureus
Lineage: Eukaryota; Fungi; Ascomycota; Eurotiomycetes; Eurotiales; Aspergillaceae
Source: the annotation of a GenBank genome assembly
UUUUUUCCCUCUGGCGUCCGUGUUCUCGGCUCCACCAAGAUUUUCAUGGGAACAGUUCAGCCGCUGCAGAUAAUAAUGCAAGCACAUUUUCUUUUUCUCUUCCAUUCUGUCAUUCUUAUCAUUCCAUUCUUCAUCACCUCGGACUGAAAGCUGUGCCGUGGGUGCACCCCUGUCUCAUCCCUGGUUCCUGUUGCUAUAUCCCGCUCCAGUGCCUUUACAGCCGGAUAGUUGGAUGGGCUUCAUCUUGUUUAUCUAAAUAAAUAAUACAUUUGAAAUAAAUACCAGUCAUGGCACCCACAACAGACGCUGACGGGUCGGAGGACGUCAAUGACUUCCUCCUCCGCAUUCGAGAGCUGGGAGAGAAACGCGACAAGGAGGACGAGGAACGCACCAGAAAGCUGGAAGAGGAGAUCCUGCAGGGGCGGAAAGAAAGACAGGCUCGGAGAGCUGAGCGGGCUCAGUCCAUCUCCCCCACCAAAGAUUCACCCUUGUCAGAACGGCUGAGCCGCGCACUUGGCGAUCGCCCCCUCGAUCCUCCAAAACAACUCGAACCAUCCUCCCAGUUCUCAGAAUCCGAGCCAUCCAGUCCCUCGCGUACCGCGAAGAACGACGACGAGUCACCGACCUCGGAACGCAAGUCUGCAGUCUCAUCCUCAGAUGCGACUGAAAUGAAACCGUCUUCCCCCCCGACCUUUCGGACUUCUGCCGUCAGCAGAAGCGGGACUUUGUCCUGGCAGCAGCGUCCGUCGUCUCGAGACUUGGGCUCUAGCAGACCAGUCUUUCCUAAUUUUGCCCGUCCUGAUUCUGCGAAGACUGUGUCGACGACGCCAACGGAUGACCAGGAGCCAGACCGAAGUCAAAUCGCGCUCUCCCUUGCUUCAAAGGAUCCCUCCUGGUUUCGUCAAACCCCAGAUCGAGGAAUUGGCUCGCCUGCACUACGAAAAGAUACCGAGAUUACCGGAGCAGGUGUUACGUCUUUGAACAAGAAGCAGCAAUUGCCAGGAAUGGAUCGGGAGACUACUACGGAUCCGGAGAAGCCAGGUAAUCAGGAUGCAGGGGUGGUGAGGUCGUCGGUACCUUCAAGGGCCAGCUCAACCUUUGGGAAUGAGAGUUUGGGCAAUCGAUACUCCAGUAUUUCCCCUGCUUCCCCUGCCUCCGCGCUGGGCUCUCCCGUCCCUGUGUCAGCAUCCCAGAAACUUGAGCCUCGGAAGGAUGAGCCGCUGUUGGAAGAGCAAUCAACACACCCACCUUCCCAAAGGCGACUUUCCCCAGAACGCUCUACGUCCCCAACCAAAGGGCUAGGCGGAUUCGUUCAAAGUGCCAUGAUGAAGCGAUCAGACAGCGUUUCAAAGCGGUGGAGCGCGCAAGCUUCUCCCAGACGUAGUCGGACAAACUCAAUCGCCAGCAACCGCAACAGUGUUGCAGUUUCUUCCUUCGGUGAUCUGUCCUCAGGUGUAGGCUGGAAGUCGUCUCUCGAGAUCCGUCCCCCCACCACUUCGAGACCUGGAUCGAGCCACAGCGAAGCGAAUGUCCACGCGAAAGACGAUGAACGACCUGCCACACCGCCUGCAUCUAACAAUGCGCGGCCGAACUCAUCUCUCGCACACGUGCGACCUUCCAGUGCUUUGAGCAACCAUGAUCAGGAAACCGAGUCUAAGCCGCAAACACCAACAAGUCCUUUCGUGUCCAAGACAAUGGACUCCAAGCGGUGGAGUCCCACCAAAGCUACCUGGCUGGAGAGCGCUCUAAAUCGACCGGAAUCUCCACGCCAGAAGAAGGCCCCGCAACAACCUAAUUGGAUGAGGGAUAGACAGGCAAGAGGCAGUGUUGAUCUAGGGCGUUCCAACAGUUUCAAAGAAGUCACCCCUGUGGGCCUUAUGCGGUCCCCGGCUCCUGGGUCUCAUUACAAGAAACCAAGCGCCUCUGGAGUCUCGGAUGUAAUCAGCACCCCGGAAACGAGGAAGGCCAACGAGAAGGAAUCAGAUCCGAAGCUCAAUAUCAAGGGCAGCGAUGCAUCACCCCCUGUAGAGGGUAGUAUGGAUGGUGGCCAUGCGCCAGAUAAGGAAGAGCCGCAGGUGGAAUCGAAACCCGGAAAUACUUUGAAUGAUAACACGGGCGUCAAACGAUCGCCACCCUCAGUCGCACCGAAGCCCAAUAUUACCCUUCCCUCUGGGCCGCCCCGAGAUCCUCUCUUGACAAGACCGAAGCCACAGUCCCCUGUAAUAGAUUUCCGGGCCAACCUUAGACGGCGGGAAACGGUCAGAGAGACUACCCAGCAAGAGGAGCCAGAGUUCAAAAAUGUCUUUGGAAAACUGAGGAGAGCAGAAACGACAAGUUAUGUACCCCAAGAUGAGUUAAAGAAGAACAUCCUGAAAGGAAAAGCUGCGCUCCAUGCAACCAGCGGACCUAAGAAGUCGCAAAGAGUGGAUGAAUUGAAGGAAAAUAUCCUAAAGCAGAAGGAAGCCAUCAAGGCUGCUGGUGGGUCUUUGAGGGGUAACACCGCCGAAGACCACGAUGCCCUUGAGAAGCCACCAGUCCCGGAGGCAAUUGCCAGGCGUAAUAACCUAUCCAGAUCCGACAGUCUGAAGAGCAAUCGCUCUGACGGCUUGUCUCCAGUGCCUCCCAAGGCUGCCAAACCCCCUCCAAGUCUUCUCGGGAAAAAGCCGCCAUCUCCCAGACCCAGUGAAGACUCUGUGCCUCAGCCCCCAGCAGUUGGAGGGUCGAAAAAUGAGGACUCUCGCUCCGAUAUGACUGGCUUGGAUUUUGUUGAUAGAGAAGCCAGCGAUGAUGGCAAGAAUGAGACCUUGGUGAUUGAACCAAAACAGGACGAAGACAUUGGAACGCCGCAGAAGUUGACUGAGAAGACCAUCAAACCGGUUCGUCCUUUACCAUCGACAAAAGCAGUUCCAGUCGCUCAUGCGACUGCUGCAUCUGAAGGUCUCGUCACUAAAGGGAAGCUCGCAGGACGAAUAAACCCUGCCCUAGCCGGUCUCUUGUCACGCGGCCCACCAGUAGCAAGUGGAGCAUCGAGUAGUCCGCCAGCAGCAAGCAUUUCCCAAGAAGUGAACUCAGUUACACCUACCCAGUCUGCCGAGUCUCAAACGCCUACAUCUCUUACUCAUAUGACUAAGCGUCGUGCAAGGGGGCCCAAGAGGCGCCUGCCGAAGAAUACUACCAUCGAAUCGGCGCCUAAGGUCCAGAACAAAGCCCCGUCGUAUCGAUCAGCGCCUUCGCUGGAAGUAAAGAAAACGCGGGCAGGUAUUCCCGUCACUCAAAGUGCCAGCACUCCACCGCUUUUUAAUGUCCAACAAAAACAAGACGAAGGAACUUCACAGGGGCAGUUAAAACCCAGGGUUGCUAGCAAGCCAACAGGGUUAGGAAAGAAUCGUCAAGCUUCGUAUGAUGAAGGUGACAAGAAAUUACAAAGCGUUUCCGCUACGGCUAACGCUCCUACCCAAAGUCAUGAUUCCCAAAACGCUGAGAAUGCUGAAAGUACAUCUUCAAACAAACCAGCCUUGCGGCCAAAGCCAGCAACAUCUAUUUCAGCCUCUUUUAUUGCAUCUAGGCAAGUAUCUCAAUCCUCAAAUGACCACGAUUCCGAGGCGAAGCUCAAAGAUACUGCACCUCGAGUUGAUCUAGAUCUCGACAAGCUUCCUUCUCGACAGAUUUCAAGUAUAUCUCGGGAGGCUGAGAAUAAAAGAAAUGUCACACCCCCUGGAAAGCCGGUCUUGCCGCCUAAACCGUCCAGAACCCCAUCUCCAUUUUCUCUACAAAAAGAAGCCUCCCUGCAUCCUUCUCUGCCUCCGCUUAGGACCAGUUUGAAAGAGAAUAGGAUGGAUUCUCCUUCAGACUCCCAGCCGAAACUCGGGCACGGCUUCGAAAAGAAUGGGAUAAGAAACAUAUCGCCUCUGAACAAGACCUUACCACCUCCACCUAUUGCCCAAAAGACGUCUGGUAUCUCUUUGGGGGAGUCUUCGAUUAAACCAAAGCCUCCACCAAAGUCAUCUUCCCUCUCACCUGUUCCACGGACUGGAGAGGCAGCAGAAGUAAUAUCGAACUUCUUUGAAACCUUUCCAAAGUCCAGCGACAGAGUAGAUAUCGAUCCCCAAUUUAUCCUGGAGAAUAAGAUGCAAGACUUGAAGAUAAGGACAUUGAAAAUGCAGAUUUGGGAGAUCACUGGUGACGGAAAGAGACAAGAUCUUCCUACUAACCAAGAAUACAUUCUUUACGAGGGAAGUAUGUACCUGUGCCUGCAUGUGUUUGAAUCUGAUGGCAGCACACGGUCUGAAAUACAUCUUUGGCAUGGCGAUGGUGUUGGAGAAGCGGCUUUGGAGGAUGCCCAACUUUUUGCCCGAAAAAUUGCACGCGAGAACGGUUGCAAGCUUGAGCUUACAAGGCAAGGCAAAGAAACUGCGCGUUUCAUACAAGCUCUGGGCGGAAUCAUAGUCACACGUCGUGGGUCAAGCUCGCGCUCCAGCUCCUCAGCUUUGUACAUGCUCUGUGGCCGAAAGCAUUUGAAGCAGAUGGCAUUUGAUGAGGUCGACUUCUCUCGCCGCAGUCUGUGCUCAGGCUACCCGUUCGUGUUAUCCGCCAGAUUUGGGAAGGUGUAUCUAUGGAAGGGGAGAGGAAGCGGAGCAGAGGAAGUUGGUGCUGCUCGACUCAUCGGGAUGGACCUUGGAUUGACGGGUGAUUUUGAAGAAGUUGUCGAAGGGGAGGAGCCAGAGGGCUUCUUUGAAAAUUUCUCGGAUAACAAGGACAGUGAAGCUUAUAUGCGUUCGGAACACUGGCGGCUGAAGCCUAGUCAUCCUCAUUUCAAUUGCAGGCUCUUGCGGUUAGACCAUGAACUCGGCCAGCGAUCAGGAUUCUGGAUUCGACGAUCAGGGUCUUCCUCACCUGUCAUCCGGCCGAAUGACACGGUCCAGGAGAUCGAACCUUUUUGCUUCAAGGACAUCACAAUGAGGGAUAUUUAUGUCCUCGACGCUUUCUUUGAGAUCUAUGUGAUCAUUGGUGAGCAAGCUUCGAAUCGGCCUGCGGAGUUCGCAUCGGCGGUCGUUUUUGCACACGAAUAUGGAAUUCUUGCUGCGUCUCUUCAGGACAGACCAUUCAUUCCAAAGAGCUUUGUGUCCAUCGGUGGAAUCCCGGAUUCGUGCCGAAGUGCUUUCCGCAAGUGGGAUAAGCACCCUUGGCAGUCUGUCCCCAAGGUGCUUCCUUUGAAUGCCGCCAUUGAAGCCAUUCGGUACUGA